Molecule: messenger RNA, 273 nt
Organism: Dioscorea cayenensis subsp. rotundata (Guinea yam)
Lineage: Eukaryota; Viridiplantae; Streptophyta; Magnoliopsida; Dioscoreales; Dioscoreaceae
Exons: 2
Coding region: 1-273 (90 amino acids)
Source: RefSeq, a predicted model, not a curated record
AUGGAUGAAGAGAUCUUAUCUAUUUUGAAGAAUGAUACUUGGUUUCUAACAACGCUUCCUGUAGGAAAGAAGGCAGUAGAUCUUAAAUGGAUAUACAAGUCCAAGUAUUACUUUGAUGGAUCUCUGAUCAAGAAGAAGGCGCAUUUAGUUGCUAAAGACUACACUCAAAUACAUGGUGUAGGCUUUGAUGAGCUUAAAACAAGUGCCCAAUCUUUCAGCUGGACGUUAAGUCAGCGUUUCUUAAUGGAUAGCUCUCAGAGGAAGUAUAUGUAG